AUGGUCUCGUGCCCGAUAUGCGGCAAGUCGGUCAGAGAAAGCAAGAUAAAUGACCACAUCGACUCGGGAUGCAAGAGCUUCGUCGAGGAAUCCGGAUCGAGCCAAGAAGACCUCUCUUCAUCCCAGAAAACUCCUGUCCCAAGCUUCUUCCAGCCGGUCUCGGUACGGAAAGCUUCGUCAGGCCCAAAGAACCCUCCGUCGACUUCAUCUCCCACCACUCUCACACAAAAGAGAUCCCUUGUCCACGACAAAGAAAAUGCCGGAGAAGCCAAACGGACCAAACAAGACGAUUCCGCUGCCGAUGAGGAGGGACGGCAGCUCAAGCGGCCCAAGGUCAAUGCCUUUCAAAAGGCAGCUCCGUUGGCGGAGCGGAUGCGUCCGCGUACACUCGAUGAGGUCUGUGGGCAAGAGCUGGUCGGUCCCAAUGGCGUCUUGCGAGGGCUCAUCGAAGAGGACCGAGUUCCCAGUAUGAUCCUCUGGGGCGGUGCCGGGACUGGGAAAACAACAAUUGCCCGGGUCAUUGCCUCCAUGGUCGGAAGUCGCUUCGUCGAGAUUAAUAGCACCAGCUCUGGAGUGGCGGAGUGCAAAAAGAUCUUCUCAGACGCACGCAGCGAACUCGGCCUGACCGGUCGGAAGACCAUCAUCUUCUGUGAUGAAAUCCAUCGUUUUUCGAAAUCCCAGCAGGAUGUGUUCCUGGGUCCCGUCGAGAGUGGCCAGGUAACCCUGAUCGGUGCGACGACGGAGAAUCCAUCAUUCAAGGUGCAGAAUGCCCUGCUUUCAAGGUGCAGGACAUUUACUUUGUCCAAGCUCACGGAUGACGACAUUGUGUCUAUCCUAAACCGCGCAUUGAAGGUCGAGGGCCCCAACUAUAAUCCUUCUGCACUAGUCGAUGAUGAGUUGAUCCGCUAUCUGGCUACCUUUGCGGACGGUGAUGCCAGAACAGCGCUCAACCUGCUCGAGCUUGCUAUGGAUCUGUCCAAACGGCCUGGGAUGACAAAGGAGGAGCUGAAGAAAUCUCUGACCAGGACCCUGGUCUACGACCGAGCCGGAGAUCAACACUAUGAUACCAUUUCUGCCUUUCACAAGUCCAUCCGUGGCAGCGAUCCAGAUGCUGCGCUGUAUUAUUUGGCGCGCAUGUUGCAGUCAGGCGAGGAUCCUCUGUACAUUGCCCGGCGGCUCAUUGUGGUGGCAUCGGAAGAUAUUGGACUGGCAGACAGCAGCAUGCUGACGCUGGCAGCCUCGACUCACAGCGCUGUUGAAAAGAUCGGACUUCCCGAGGCCCGCAUCAAUUUGGCCCAUGCCACUGUCGCCAUGGCGCUGUCGAAGAAAAGCACUCGGGCGUACCGUGGACUCAACAACGCCCUCGCAGCUCUGCAAGAGCCUGGUAUGGCUGGACUGCCCAUACCAAUUCACUUGCGAAAUGCCCCGACGCGAUUGAUGAAAGAACUGGGUUAUGGCAAAGAAUACAAGUACAACCCAAACUACGUGGAUGGCCAAGUCGUGCAAGAAUAUCUUCCUGAAAAGCUGCGAGGACGGCGGUUUCUGGAGGACCGGGACCUGGGUGACCAGGUCGACCCUGACCUGAAGCGUCCGUCAAGAUGA
Messenger RNA from Paecilomyces variotii, 1602 nucleotides. RefSeq names its product DNA polymerase III, clamp loader complex, gamma/delta/delta subunit. Gene Ontology annotation, biological process: DNA repair; regulation of DNA repair; DNA-templated DNA replication. The transcript has a single exon. The record is from RefSeq and is a predicted model, not a curated record. Gene Ontology annotation, molecular function: ATP hydrolysis activity; single-stranded DNA helicase activity; enzyme activator activity. NCBI's taxonomy places the organism in Eukaryota, Fungi, Ascomycota, Eurotiomycetes, Eurotiales, Thermoascaceae. The coding region runs from base 1 to 1602 and encodes 533 amino acids. Gene Ontology annotation, cellular component: nucleus.